GAGCUGCUGAGAAAAGUUCCAAACAUGGUGCAGAAGAUAAAACACAGAAUAUUAUUAGUGCUAUGAAGGAAAGAAUGAAGAUUAGAGAGAAAAAUAGACCAGAGGUGUUUGAAGUGAUCCAGGAAAUGUUUAAUAUUUCCAAAGAAGAUUUUGUACAAUAUACAAAAGCAGCAAAACAAAGUGUUUUGGAUGGAACAUCCAAAUGGUCAGCAAAAAUAACCAUCACAGUUCUUUGCGCUCAGGGCUUACAGGCUAAGGACAAAACUGGCUCAAGUGACCCAUAUGUUACUGUGCAAGUUGGCAAAAACAAGCGGAGAACAAAGACUAUUUUUGGAAACUUGAAUCCAGUAUGGGACGAAAAAUUCUAUUUUGAAUGCCAUAACUCUACAGAUAGAAUAAAAGUGAGAGUAUGGGAUGAAGAUGAUGACAUCAAAUCUCGAGUAAAACAACAUUUCAAAAAGGAAUCAGAUGACUUCCUCGGGCAAACAAUUAUUGAAGUAAGAACACUGAGUGGAGAAAUGGAUGUAUGGUAUAAUUUAGAAAAGCGAACAGAUAAAUCAGCUGUCUCUGGUGCCAUUAGACUGAAAAUCAACGUUGAAAUAGAAGGAGAGGAGAAAGUUGCUCCCUACCAUGUGCAGUACACCUGUCUACAUGAGAAUCUAUUCCAUUACUUGACGGAAGUUAAAUCCAAUGGUGUUGUAAAAAUCCCUGAAGUGAGAGGUGAUGAAGCCUGGAAAGUGUACUUUGAUGAUGCCGCACAAGAAAUUGUAGAUGAAUUUGCAAUGCGCUAUGGAAUUGAAUAUAUUUAUCAAGCUAUGACGCACUUCUCCUGUCUGUCUUCUAAAUAUAUGUGCCCCGGCGUUCCAGCAGUUAUGAGUACAUUGCUGGCCAAUAUAAAUGCUUUCUAUGCUCAUACUACAGCAUUUUUUUACCCCCCCCCCGCCACUAAUGUAUCUGCCUCAGAUCGGUUUGCAGCUACUAAUUUUGGGAGGGAGAAGUUCAUAAAACUGCUGGAUCAAUUGCACAAUUCUCUGAGGAUUGAUUUAUCUAAAUACAGGGAUAACUUUCCUGCUAGCAAUUCUGAAAGGCUCCAGGAUCUGAAAUCAACUGUGGACCUGCUUACCAGCAUUACCUUUUUUCGAAUGAAGGUCCUUGAGUUACAGAGCCCACCUCGAGCCAGUACCGUGGUGAAAGACUGUGUAAGAGCCUGCCUGGACUCAACUUAUAAAUACAUUUUUGACAACUGCUAUGAUCUCUACUUCCAGUUAGUGGAUCAGGGUAAGAAACAAGAAGUUCCUAAAGAAGAGCAGGGACCGACAACAAAGAAUCUGGAUUUCUGGGCACAGCUUAUUACUCUGAUGGUCACCAUCAUAGAUGAAGAUAAAACAGCGUAUACACCUGUCUUGAACCAGUUCCCUCAAGAGCUGAACAUGGGAAAAAUCAGUGCUGAAAUCAUGUGGACUCUGUUUGCCCAGGACAUGAAAUAUGCUCUUGAAGAACACGAAAAGCAGCGGUUAUGCAAAAGCACAGAUUACAUGAAUUUGCACUUCAAAGUGAAAUGGUUUUAUAAUGAAUAUGUGCGAGAACUCUCUGCUCUCAAGGAUGCUGCGCCUGAAUACUCCCUGUGGUUUGAACCUUUUGUCAUUCAGUGGCUGGAUGAAAAUGAGGAUGUCUCAAUGGAAUUUCUUCAUGGAGCACUAGAAAGAGACAAAAAAGAUGGGUUUCAGCAAACAUCAGAUCAUGCCCUCUUCUCUUGUUCUGUCGUUGAUGUCUUCACACAGCUCAAUCAAAGCUUUGAGAUUAUUAGGAAACUGGAGUGUCCUAAUCCAGAAGCACUAUCUCAUUUAAUGAGAAGAUUUGCAAAGACUAUCAACAAAGUGCUUCUUCAGUAUGCUGUAAUUAUUUCAAAUUACUUCGGCUCGUAUUGCGAUAAAGAAAACGUGCCCUGUAUCUUGAUGAACAACAUUCAACAGUUGAGGGUCCAGCUUGAGAAAAUGUUUGAGUCCAUGGGAGGAAAGGAGCUGGAUCCUGAAGCGAGUGGUGUUCUUAAAGAGCUUCAGGUGAAACUUAGCAAUGUGUUGGAUGAACUCAGCGUAACAUAUGCUACGAGUUUCCAAGUUAUUAUUGAAGACUGUGUAAGACAAAUGAGCAAUGAGCUGAAUCAAAUGAGAGGGAAUGGGAAUGCAGCAGCCAAUAAGAACAGUGCGGCCAUUGAUGCUGAGAUUGUGCUUCGGCCUCUCAUGGAUUUCCUGGACAAAACUUUAAGUGUCUCUGCAAAAAUCUGUGAGAAGACAGUUCUGAAACGGGUUUUAAAAGAGCUAUGGAAGUUAGUCUUGAACAAGAUAGAAAAACAAAUUGUGCUUCCACCACUGACAGACCAAACCGGGCCCCAGAUGAUAUUCAGUGCAGCCAAAGAUCUUGGACAACUGUCAAAACUCAAGGACCACGUCAUUCGAGAGGAAGCCAGAAGCCUGACCCUGCGGCAGUGUGCAAUCAUGGAGGUAGCAUUAGCUACUAUAAAGCAAUACUUCCAUGCUGGAGGAAGUGGGCUGAAAAAGAAUUUCCUGGAAAAGAGCCCAGACCUCCAGUCCCUAAGAUACGCCCUCAGCCUCUACACACAAACGACAGACGCCUUGAUAAAGAAGUUUAUAGACACUCAGACAUCUCAAAGUCAAACCACUAAUAAUUCAGUGGGUGAGAUAUCUAUACAGGUGGAUGUCUCUACACAUCCUGGAACUGGUGAACAUAAAGUCACUGUAAAAGUCGUAGCAAUCAACAAUCUAAACUGGCAAACAACAGCUAUGUUCCGGCCAUUUGUGGAAGUUUGCAUGUUAGGUCCUAACCUAAGUGACAAGAAAAGAAAACACGGAACCAAGACAAAGAGCAACACCUGGUCACCGAAAUACAAUGAAACUUUCCAAUUCCUUUUGAGUAACGAAGAUAAGCCAGGAGCCUACGAACUUCACCUCUCAGUGAAAGACUACUGCUUCGCUAGGGAAGAUCGCAUUAUAGGGAUGACAGUUAUCCAGCUGCAAAACAUAGCAGAGAAAGGCAGCUGUGCAUCUUGGUACCCCCUGCUGAGAAACAUCUCUGUCGAUGAAACCGGCUUAACAAUCCUUAGAAUACUUUCUCAGAGGACCAAUGAUGAAGUUGCUAAAGAAUUUGUGAGGCUGAAAUCAGAAACAAGAUCUGCUGAGGAAAUGGCCUAA
Molecule: messenger RNA, 3209 nt
Organism: Mesitornis unicolor (brown roatelo)
Lineage: Eukaryota; Metazoa; Chordata; Aves; Mesitornithiformes; Mesitornithidae
Product: protein unc-13 homolog C-like
Biological process (GO): presynaptic dense core vesicle exocytosis; synaptic vesicle priming; synaptic transmission, glutamatergic
Cellular component (GO): neuromuscular junction; plasma membrane; presynaptic active zone cytoplasmic component
Molecular function (GO): diacylglycerol binding; calcium ion binding; phospholipid binding
Source: RefSeq, a predicted model, not a curated record